AUGGCGUCAUCUACAGCUCCAAAUCUAACGGCUCCCUCUGUGAAACUGAACAGCGGGUAUGCCAUGCCGAUCGUGGGGUUUGGACUAUGGAAAGUCAAUAAGGAGACCUGCGCCGACCAGGUGUACAAUGCUAUCAAGACUGGCUAUCGACUGUUCGACGGUGCUUGUGACUACGGAAAUGAACAAGAGGCCGGGCAGGGCGUGGCCCGGGCCAUUAAAGAUGGCAUCGUGAAACGAGAAGAUCUCUUCAUCGUCUCCAAGCUCUGGGGCACCUUUCAUGAUCCCAAACAUGUUGAACCAGCCUGUCGUCGCCAGCUGUCUCACUGGGGCAUUGACUACUUCGACUUGUACAUUGUUCACUUCCCUAUCUCCCUGAAAUAUGUUGAUCCCGAGGUUCGAUACCCCCCAGAGUGGUGUGCUCCCGGGGAGAAAGCCGAGGCUAGUGAUGUACCAAUGUACAAGACCUGGGGCGCAAUGGAAGAGCUCGUUGACAAGAGACUCGUGCGCAGCAUUGGAAUCAGCAACUUCAGCUCUCAGUUGAUCAUGGACUUGCUGCGGUAUGCUCGUAUCAGACCUGCUACCCUGCAAAUAGAGCAUCACCCAUACCUCACCCAGGAAGGCUUGAUCAAUUAUGCCCAAAGCGAAGGAUUGGCGGUUACAGCCUACUCGUCUCUUGGUCCGCAGAGCUUCAUUGAAUUGGAGAACAAGGCGGCGACGGGAACCAAAUUGCUGCUUGAACAUCCAACCAUCCAAGCUUCUGCUGAGAAACAUGGAAAGACCCCUGCACAAGUGCUGCUGCGGUGGGCAACUCAAAGGGGCAUCGCUGUUAUCCCGAAGAGCAACAACCCGGAGAGGCUUGCGCAGAACCUUGAUGCAACCAGCUUCAAUCUUACCGCGAACGAACUUGCCACUAUCAGUGCUCUCAACCAAGGAUUACGGUUCAACGACCCUCCAAGUUAUGGCAUGAAUUUCCCCAUCUUUGGAUGA
Molecule: messenger RNA, 987 nt
Organism: Trichophyton rubrum CBS 118892
Lineage: Eukaryota; Fungi; Ascomycota; Eurotiomycetes; Onygenales; Arthrodermataceae
Exons: 3
Coding region: 1-987 (328 amino acids)
Biological process (GO): D-xylose catabolic process
Cellular component (GO): cytosol
Molecular function (GO): D-xylose reductase (NADPH) activity
Source: RefSeq, a predicted model, not a curated record